GACUUUUUGGUAUUAUUUUGGAAAUAAGAUCAAACAAUUAAACAUUAUCCUUUUGUCGCAGGUAUUGACAAUACCGUACAAUCAUCGACUACCGACGAAAGUAACGAUACCCCUGACUGCCAUGUCAACCACCACACCGAAAGGGAUCACAACACCACCCUCCGGGAAAUCCGUGCCUCAAAGAAAGGCGGUGAUCCAGCAAAUGACAUGGAAGCAAGGGGCACGUUUACCGUAACUGUAGGCCGUAAUGUCAUUGGAUUGGCUGCCAACACGAUGUACAAGACUGGUUCAGCCCAGCAAUCAGGACACAAAGAAGACGGAACACCCGAUGACUGCAAUAAUGACCCUGAAAGCCACGUGCACAACAAUUCCGACACAGAUGACAUCGACAGGCCACAGCAGCCUGCUGCAGACAGAGGGCAGAGAGCUGAUAAACAGGAAAACACCACAGCAUCAAACAAUGUACAGAAGGACGACUCGGGCCUGCUGAACAACCCUACCUACGUGCCUGGCGCACUUCGACAAGAUAACAACAAAGGUACAUAUAGUAUUAGGGGUGGGUACCGGUACGGAUUCCCGGUACAAAAUAGUUAGGUCCUGGUUCAGAUCCGGACCUGGACCUGAUCCUCUGGACCUGGACCGUACCUGGACCUAAAUUAUCUGUACCGGUACCCACCCCUAGUCCAUGUAGAUUUUAGAAG
Messenger RNA from Branchiostoma floridae (Florida lancelet), 701 nucleotides. RefSeq lists its product as uncharacterized. Lineage: Eukaryota; Metazoa; Chordata; Leptocardii; Amphioxiformes; Branchiostomatidae. The transcript has 2 exons. Bases 208 to 594 code for a protein of 128 amino acids. The record is from RefSeq and is a predicted model, not a curated record.